This is a messenger RNA of Dentiscutata erythropus, 1680 nucleotides long. Lineage: Eukaryota; Fungi; Glomeromycota; Glomeromycetes; Diversisporales; Gigasporaceae. The record is from the annotation of a GenBank genome assembly.
AUGUCUAAUCCAAAAGUUCCUGAUAUACAAUGGUUUGAAGAUUCUCUCAAAGAAUUAGUUAAAGCAAAAGAUGACAAAGAAAAGACUUCCAUUAUCGAUAAACUUCGCACAGAACUUUUCAACUUGGAAAGUACAAAAAAAUUCCUGGGGGAGAAUGCUGCAAAAUACUUCGAAGAACUUAGUAAAAAGAGAAAUGAGAAACUUCCUGCCAUUACUAAUUAUCCUGAAACCGAGGAAGAAAUACAAAAAAUUGUUGAGGAAGCUUACAAGGACGGAAAUACUAUUGUUAGAGUUGUUGGAUCCGGACAUUCUAUUUCAGAUGCAAUUAUUGAUAAAGAAAAUAAGAAAAUCGUACUUAUUUCAUUGAAGAAGUUUAAUGGCGUAGAGUUUAUUAGCGAUGAUACUGUCAAGGUUAAAGCUGGAACUCAUCUAAAUCAAGACCCGCAAGACGAUACAUCCAAUCUUUCUAAUAGCUUGAAUUACAUUAUUAACGAACGUGGAUAUGCGUUUCCUGAUCUUGGUGGUAUUGCUCAUCAAACUGUUGGAGGGUUUCUCUCAACGGGAUCGUCUGGUGGAUCAUCAAAGUAUAGUCUUGAGGAAUCAGUCAUUAGUAUUAAUAUAAUCAAUGGUAAAGGGGAAUUAAAAGAACUGACCCGUCCAAAUGAUGAUUUUUUUGCAGCCGGAGUCUCAAUGGGGUUAUUUGGAAUCAUCACUUAUGUCACUUUUAAACUUAAUCCAAAUUAUUAUAUUUAUGGAAGCCAAGUUAGUACUUUUGUUGACGAGGGAUUAAAUUCUGAUUAUCAAAAAGGCUGUCCAAUUGAUCUUUUUGGUUCUACGAACAAACCUCAAGAUGUACCUAGCUUAUACGACUUUUUCGCUAAUGGCUCCAAUUAUGAUGCAGAAUAUUCUCGUUUACUCUGGUGGCCACAAACCGAUGUUAAUCGAUUUACUAUUUGGAAGGCAAAAAGGACAGAAGUUUUAGAUCUUAAAGGAUUUACUAAACCAACAGCGCCAUACCUAGAAUUUAAUGAAAUAUUAGGUUCUCAAAUUCCUGAACAAAUUAUAGCCCAUAUAGCCUACGUAGCUUUGAACAUAUUAUACCUUAUUGAUGAUGAUACCACCAGGAAGAUUGCAGCACUUAUAUUAAGUUUUUUCUCAGGGGUUGUACAGCAAGCUUUUCAGGAUAUUUGGUAUAACGGUCUACCAAUGGAUGACAAGGUUUCAGACACUAUUCUUCCAACCACUUUUACUGAAUUAUGGUUUCAAAUUAGAAAUGCUGAUGAUACUAAUAAGAUCAUGAAUAAAUUGAAAGACUAUUUUGCAAGUGGAGAUAGUGCCACGGGAAACAAUGCCACUGAAAUUUAUACUACGAAAAAGAGUGAAUUUUGGUUAAGCCCAUCAUAUGACUAUGAGAAUGUGAUUCGUAUUGAUUUUUUCUACUUUUUAGGAAAUAAAGUUGGUGAUCCUAACGAAUUUUUUGAGAAAUGCUGUAAAGUAUUUGAUGGCUUUGAAUAUCGUUGUCAUUGGGGUAAAUAUAUUCCAGAUAAUUAUAAGGUAGAUGUGAAUAAAUACUCUAAGUAUAAUCAGUGGAUGGCUAUUAGAGAACAAAUGGAUCCUAACCAGAUAUUUGUCACCCAAUAUUGGAGAAAGGUUUUAAAUAUCGAACCUCAAAAAAAAUAA